AUGAGCGGCCCCAGCGAAAACAAAUGGCGGGGUGGACCCAGUCGUCAAGCGUCACAGCGCAACGCGAAUCGUGACAAGACAGCUCAAGGUGGCGCCCGCGAUAACAACAAUGCCUGGGGUGCAUCGAACCUUUCACAAGAACAGCAUGUCCCAGUCCGGGGCUUCAACACAGCAGAGGCGAAGAACGUUCUUAAGAAAGGACCUCGAGAAACAAAAGCAUGCACACCCUACAAAAGCACAGCCAAGGACGGCCCAAACCAACGAUCUACAGCAACAGGUCCCAAAGCACACUUCAUGGGCAACGGGAAAGACUUCUUCGUUGAGCUACGGAAACAGAUUGCUGCGCUGCAGCGCGGUGGCCCCCCUGUCGGAGGCUAG
This is a messenger RNA of Penicillium salamii, 378 nucleotides long. NCBI's taxonomy places the organism in Eukaryota, Fungi, Ascomycota, Eurotiomycetes, Eurotiales, Aspergillaceae. The record is from the annotation of a GenBank genome assembly.